GCUCCGCCCCCGGCUCCUCGCCCGGACCGACGCCCCGCUCCCCUCGUGGCGGGCGGCGCGGCCAUGAGGCUGCGGGGACGCGAUCCCCGCGCCGCCCCCGCCUCCAGCGCGGGGGCCGGCGACGCGCGGCGGCUGGCGCCCCCGGGGCGGAACCCUUUCGUGCACGAGCUGCGCCUCAGCGCCCUGCAGAAGGCCCAGGUCGCCGUCAUGACGCUCACGCUCUUCCCCGCCCGGCUGCUGUUCGCCGCCUUCAUGAUGCUGCUCGCCUGGCCCUUGGCGCUCGUGGCUUCGCUGGGAUCCGCCGAGAGGGAACCGGAGCAGCCCCUGGCCUUGUGGCGGAAGGUCGUGGACUUGCUGCUCAAGGCCAUCAUGCGUGCCAUGUGGUUCGCCGGCGGCUUCCACCGAGUGGCCGUGAAGGGGCGGCAGGCCCUGCCCGCUGAGGCCACCAUCCUCACGCUGGCGCCGCACUCCUCCUACUUCGACGCCAUCCCUGUCACCAUGACGAUGUCCUCCAUCGUGAUGAAGGCGGAGAGCAGAGACAUCCCGAUAUGGGGAACGCUGAUAAAGUACAUCCGGCCAGUGUUCGUGUCCCGGUCCGACCAGGAUUCCCGCAGGAAGACAGUGGAGGAGAUCAAGAGACGGGCGCAGUCCGGCGGGAGGUGGCCUCAGAUAAUGAUUUUUCCAGAAGGCACGUGUACCAACAGGACCUGCCUCAUCACCUUCAAGCCUGGUGCCUUUAUCCCGGGAGUGCCCGUGCAGCCCGUGGUUCUGCGGUACCCGAACUCGCUGGACACCAUCACGUGGACGUGGCAAGGACCCGGAGCGUUGAAGAUCCUGUGGCUCACGCUGUGUCAGUUUCACAAUCAAGUGGAAAUUGAGUUCCUGCCCGUGUACCGCCCGUCGGAGGAGGAGAAGAAGGACCCCGCCCUGUACGCCAGCAACGUGCGGCGGGUGAUGGCGCAGGCCCUGGGCGUCUCUGUGACCGACUACACUUUUGAGGACUGCCAGCUGGCCCUGGCGGAAGGCCAGCUCCGUCUCCCCGCGGACACAUGCCUGCUGGAGUUUGCCCGGCUGGUGAGGGGCCUGGGUCUAAAACCAGAAAAGCUCGAGCAAGGUCUGGACAGACACGCAGAAAGCGCUCGGAGGCAGCCCCGCGGGAGGGUGUCCCUCCCGGAGUUUGCGGCUCAGCUGGAGGUCCCCCAGUCGGCGGCGCUGCAGGACCUGUUCUCCCUGUUUGAUGAGAGCGGCAGCGGAGAGAUGGACCUGCGGGAAUUCGUGGUCGCCUUGUCCGUCGUGUGCCGGCCCUCCCGGACCCUGGACACCGUCCAGCUGGCAUUCAAGAUGUACGGGUCCCAGGAGGGUGGCAGCAUAGACGAGGACACCCUGUCCAGCAUCCUCAAGACCGCCUUGGGGGUGGCCGAACUGACGGUGACCGGCCUCUUCCGGGCAAUCGACCAGGAGGAGAAGGGCAGGAUCACGUUCGACGACUUCAAGAGGUUCGCGGAGGCGAACCCCAACUUUGCAGAGGAACACCUGUACCCCGAGCAGACGCACCCUCCGAGCUGCGUGCACCCGCUCCCGGCCCCCACCCCCAAUGGCUUCUGCGCCGACUUCAGCCCCGAACCCUCGGCCGCUGGAAUGGAGCCUUUUCGUAAGAAACUGGACUAGGAUGGAAGGUUCUGGAGAGACCAGCCUCCCCCCGGCUGCCGCCGCCCUGCCUGUGUGACGACAGCUGGGGCUCGCCCUCCCCCACGCUGUCCCUUUCCUGCCCCUGGGCCCAGGCAUCGGGGACGCGGGGUCAUUUCGUCGGGGAGCCAUCGGGGCGCACAGCCCGGCCUCGAGAUCAGGGGGCAGCUCCGGGCCCGGCGCCGCCUUGUGGUCCCCCCGCCAGCCACCACCCGCCCCCGGUUCUGUUCCCACCCACCAUGGGGCCCGGGCAGCGCCGGCCCGCGCCUCCCCACGCACAGGAGCGGCCGUGUCCCCGGCUCCAGCACAAAGACUGCCCCCCCGCCGCCGAGUCUGUGGGCAGAGCCGCCGUCUGAUUUUUAAAUGUUUCUAUAUUUGCAGGAGCUCAUGAGUAUUUUAUAAACUUCAUUUAGAUACUACAGGAAACAUGCAGCAUUUUUUUUAUAAAAAGAAAAUUGUUUUUCUACUUCAUUUUCCUUUGAGGGUCGGAGGAUAUUUAUUUACAGGCCCUAUUUUGAUAGAACCAGAGGCUGGGGGCUUUGAGUUCGCUUCCCGCCUCCCUGGGCCAGGUGACCCCCCCUGUUGGGCGCCACCCUCUGCUGGCGCCGCCCUUCCCAGACCCCUAUAGACCAGCUUGGGGUUUCUGUUUCAGUGGGAGCGCGUCUACUUCACCCGAGUGGGAGCCUGACCUGGCGCCGCGGGCUGUGAGCUGAGCGGAAGCCUCCCGGGCCAGGUGUCCCCCGGCCGGUGGCUCUGCCCCCCUCCCCCUCCCCGUUCCACCCGGGGUUCCUCUGGGCAUCCUCCGGAGUCAGGGGAGGGGGCCAGGUGCUGCCUUUGUCCCCUUGAUAGUUUUUUCGGGGACUGGAAGCCUAUCCUCAAAGCACAAUGACGACCACAGGCCGAGUUCUUUCCCUGAAGCAAAGCCCCUGGCUUUGUUUGGGAAAUGGUUUUUGAAUUCCUAAGAGGACUGGCUUUUCUCUUGGGGGCAAAUCCAUAGCAAGUGACCACCGGGGCGGAAGUUCAGGGAAGACGCUACUGGCUUCCUGGGGGCAGAGAUGAGCCUGUAACUUCCUUCAUUCCGACGCCCCUCCCGCCAGCAGGUGGGGGGGACCUGACAUCAUUCCAGGGCCUUCGGCCCACUGGACACAGGAUUUCCAAAGCAGCCUUGGGAGCGAGAGGCGCUUUCGCGACCGUAGGAUGCGUGAUGAUUCCUUUUUAAAAGAGAAAAACCCAUACCCGCCAUGAAGGAGGGAACGACCUGAGAUGUUCGGAGAAGGGGCUCGGCCCCGCGUCUGCGCAUGAAGGGUUUUUGGAAUGAAAUGCCUCUGCGUUUUCAGGAAAAAAUCUCUGAUCAACAGACCUCGAAUGGAUGUCCGUUCCUCCGGAUUCUCUUUUCUCUUUUGUGAUCACGAGCCUUCAGAACUGUGAAUGUACAGAGCUUGGACUUGAACCCUUUGUGGGUCGAGGAGCCGGGGGUGGGGGGAGGGGGGCAUCGCCUGCAGGGCCCUGGGGGGGCCCUCAAAAGGAGCCUUGUCUUCUCGAUGGAAUGAAUAAAACGUGAAGUCUCAUGUACUUGA
Phacochoerus africanus (Common warthog) is the source of this 3263-nucleotide messenger RNA. RefSeq names its product lysophosphatidylcholine acyltransferase 1 (gene LPCAT1). The transcript is spliced from 14 exons. The record is from RefSeq and is a predicted model, not a curated record. Gene Ontology annotation, molecular function: calcium ion binding. NCBI's taxonomy places the organism in Eukaryota, Metazoa, Chordata, Mammalia, Artiodactyla, Suidae. Bases 64 to 1668 code for a protein of 534 amino acids.